AAGAAAAUUUUUGAUUUUUUAAUAUAAUUUGUUAAUUUUUUAAUUUUUUAGUGACUUUAAUUUUUAGAUUAAAACUGAAUGUUGCCAAUAGUAAUUACAUAACAGUAUUCUAGUUUUUUUGGUUAAGUAAAGAUUGAGAUUUGAAUGCUUGGUUGGUUGGUUUGCAGAAAAUAAACCAAAGAGAGAUGAAGAAGCCAAAGCAGCAGCUGCAGCAGCCAUGGUCAUGCACGAUCGUAUCCCCCAAUUGCCAGAUUCCAUUGUUCAUAACAUCCUCUCUUUGCUCCCGCCCAAAGAUGCAGCUCGCACCUCUAUCUUGUCCAAGGCAUGCCACCACCUAUACUCCACCUCCCCAUUCUUGGCAUUCGAAGUAGGUUUCGAGAACCCUGAUUACAUAAUCACUCCAAACGAGUAUAAAAAGAAGUUGGAUUUAGUCGACAAGUGCCUGCAACGCCACCUCCUGCAAAACCCUAACAUGCGUGCAUUCAAGAUGAGCAUUUCCUUCCCUUACACAAAAUCACUAGUCACUUGUUUACACAAGUGGGUGACCAUUGCGCUUGCCAGAAACAUUGAUGAGCUUAAUCUGGAUGUCACUUCAACAACCCAGUUCUAUAUUCUACCUAUGAGUGUCCCGAUUGCCAAUACGCUUAAAGUAGUCUCAUUAUCCUACUGUAAAUUGCAAAACAACUGCCUCGGAAAACUUCCUCAGCUACAGAAGUUGUCCCUUCACAGAGUUUACAUCGAAGAAGACAAUCAAUUCUUUGAAAACCUAGACUUUCAUUGUCCUUCUAUUGAGGACCUCAAACUUAGUCUGUGUCAGGGGCUGAACAGGCUUCACUUAGGCUCAACUCUGCUUCGAUUGAAGAAUGUCCACCUAGAUGCUGCCUUUGAUCUCAAGAGUAUCGAAAUCAAAGCACCUAAUAUUCAUAGAUUUUCGUUUUGCGGACAAGGAUUUUCAUCAUUCCAGCAUAAUUUGUCAGCUUGUACAGGUUUACAAACAUUAGAGUUAAGAGAAACUUUGAUCACUGACCAGGCAUUUCAAGAACUUAUGACACAGCUACCAAGCCUUGAGGUUUUGGGAUUGCAUUCUUGUAGCAUAUUGAAUAGAAUCAAGAUUUCUAGUCAAAAGCUCAGUCGGCUUGUCGUGCAUCAAUGCCUUGGAUUGUCAGUCACUGAGCUUGACACUCCAAAUCUGCUCUCAAUUCACUAUGCUGGAUACAAAAUGCCAUUCAUUUUCAUGAAUACACCUCAUCUUCGCAAUGUUGAUAUUGAAUUCUGGCUUCAAAGUCUUCAACUUAGUAAUUUGGAUAAAUUGAAGAAUUUUCUUCUCCAGUCAAGUCAUUCAAAGGAUUUUAAAUUGGUUAUGUUUUACCACCACAAUUCCAAGGUAUGUUCACUGUAAUUUUUCAUUGCUCAAUUUAUUUGUGUCUAUUUAUCCGCCUCAUUUAUUCUAUUUUUUUUUUUUAUGCAGCCUAUAUUUAUUCAAAAAAAGCUCAGUGAUAACCUCUCCCCACUAUAUCAUCUCAAGGAUUUCAAUCCCAUAGUAUAUAUUACUUCAAGGACAAAUGCAGAUUUCAUACAAUACUUGUGUGAAGUUCAAUCCGAUUCUCUUAUAUGUGGUAUGUCACCAUGACAAACUUGAGGUAUUGAAGUUUCUAUAAUAUACUCCCGAAUUUUUUUUAAUAUAUUUCCACUUCUUAAAGCAUAAUAUCUAUUUUUGCUCUUUUAACCUGAAUUACAGCUCUUACGUGAGAACAUGAAGAAGACGAUGAAAAGAGAAAGCUAGGGGUUGGCAGUGUCUCAUGGAUGGCUUUGGGAUUUUCACUUGUGAAUGAGCGAUGGAUGGGAUUGAUU
Molecule: messenger RNA, 1851 nt
Organism: Camellia sinensis
Lineage: Eukaryota; Viridiplantae; Streptophyta; Magnoliopsida; Ericales; Theaceae
Source: RefSeq, a predicted model, not a curated record